Molecule: messenger RNA, 1437 nt
Organism: Miscanthus lutarioriparius
Lineage: Eukaryota; Viridiplantae; Streptophyta; Magnoliopsida; Poales; Poaceae
Source: the annotation of a GenBank genome assembly
AUGGGUCAGUGGAAAGUGACCUCCAGCUGUCGGUCUGUCGCUGCUUGCUCUCUCUCCCACCCUGUCUCCCGUCUCCCCUCAACACCUGCUACUUCGCCUCGUCUCGGGUCGGACGAACUCAUGGCGCCCCAAAGCAGCUGCCGAGGCCGCGAGGACCAAACCCUAGCGUCCUCCGCUGCCGCUUCCCCUUCCCCUUCCCCUCGCCCCCCGGCGUUGGCACCUGCACCGGCGCUGGAGACGACGACGGUCGCCGACCUCACGGACCUCGUCCUGCAUGCCAUCCUCGUCCGCCUGCCCCCCGCCGACCUCCUCCGCGCGGCGCUCGCCUGCCACCGCUGGCGCCGCGCCGCCGUCCGCGCCCUCCCACGCGUGCCGCCCCUCCUCGGCUACUUCUUCCACCCCAAGGGCCCCGCCCAGCCGCCCCCGAUGCCGACGUCGGACAAGACCCACCACCCCGCCGUCUUCGUCCCGCUCGACGCCGCCUCCCUGCGCAUCUCCCUCGACCUCACCCCGGGCGCCGCCAGCAGCCUCUCCAUCCAGGACGUCCACCUCGGCCUCGUCCUCCUCCUCCCUCACGCGCGCCCCAAGUCGCUGCUGCCCCGCAUCCUCGCCGUCGACCCGGCGUCGAGCCGCUGCGUCCUGCUCCCGCCGCCGCCGCGCGACGCGCUGCCUGAGCCUGACCAUGUCGUCGAUCGCUGGCGCCGCGACAGGUGCGUCAUCGGCGUUGCCGUCCUCGCGCGCGCGCACCCGAGCAGGCUCACCUUCGACGCCGUCUGCCUCACCGUCGACGGCGCCCGCCCGCGCGCCUGGGUCGCGUCCGUCCGCGACGGCACCUGCGCCAGCUGGCGCGCGUUGCCCAGGGCCGAGGGCGUCGUCGUCGACUUCGACCCGUGGUGGUUCGAGGCCCGCUGCGUGCACGCCGCUGGGAACAUCUACUGGCACAUCUGCAACUCCAGCCGCGUGCUCCAGCUGGAUCCUCGCACGCUCGACUUCUCGUUCAUGCCCGUGCCUGCCGCCCUGGGGGAUGGCUUCAACAAGUACCGCGUCGGAGAGACGCCGGAGGACGGCCGUCUGUGCAUGGCGUCGAUCGUGGACGAAGAGCGUCUGCAGAUCUGGGUGCGUGGAGGAGAGCCCUGGUGGAGCGACAGGGGGUGGUGGAUGGAGAGGGAGAUUUGCAUGACCAAAGUGCUCGACACCGUGCCUGGGCUUCCCAAGGACAGGAUGAUGCGGAUGCUUUGCACCUGGCUCAGCGACAUGGACUACGCUCGCACCGGGAAGGUGUUCAUCACUACAUGGGGAUAUGGGCGCUACUCGUUCCAUCUGGAGACCGGCAAGCUGGAGCGCUUGGUGAUGAAAGAUGGCAAGGAGCACGGAGUUCCUAUCUAUGCCUACACCUUGGCCUGGCCGCUUGAGUUCCUCGCUGCUCCAACAAACUGA